UAGUUCUCUGGCAUCACAAUAGAGAGCCCACCUGAGGGAGAAGUAAAGAAGGAUCAAAUCAGAACGAUGGACAAAGAUCCGACAAUCACGGUUGAUAUGAACCCAGAUGUGAAAGUGUUGUUGUCAAAGAUACACGCACUUACAACAACUCGAUACAAAAAUUUCGAAAAGCUUAGAGAACUUGAUGUUUUGAGGGAGGAAGCUCAUGUUAAAUAUCGUAUUUUGAUUGAAGAUAACAUGGCCAAUUUCAAAAAGGAAUUCCCAAAUGCUUCAAGAGCUUUGUGGGCUGAAUUUCAGAAGGUGGCUUUUGAAAAUACCAUUCUUGACGACUUGAACGCUGCGCGCAAGAAACAAGAGAUCGUUUACACGGCCUCCCGUGAUAAGCUAGAAGAGAUGUACAAGACCUUCAACAACCUCUUCCCGCAAUACAUUCCUCAAGACAUUCAAAAUCGUAAGAUCGUCAGUUUCCCUGGUACUGAUUCCGAGAGGGUAGUAGCAUUCUUCCGAACUUGUUCGCCUGAGGAUGUUGCCAGGGAAAUAUUUACACACAAGGCAUUGCCGGGCUUCAAAAUCUAUAGCUGCGAGAAGAGCUUCAAUAGAGACGACCUUCCGCCAUCUUACAGAGCGAAGUUCGAGCGUGCACGACAAUUCCCUGAUGACCCGGAUCACCUCAUCUCAUAUGAUACCCCAGGAGUCACUGAGAAAAUGCGAAAACCACAACGAAGAAAAGCAAAGGACAUUUUUACUACUACCUUGGAGACUGUCUGGGUUUACAAUUCAGAUGUCAAGAAGUAUGAGCGGCAUAUUCAUCAGCAGGUUUUCCACAAAUACUCAAAGGACGAGGUCAAUGGCUUAAGAAGGAGAUUGAUGAUCUAUGUGGAGAUUUCAAUUGUUGAUGUUGAAUAAUUGAGUACAUCUAAUUCAGACGAAGGAAGGCUCAGGGAGGACAACGUUUCAUUCUAUUUUCCGACAUUUCAGUACAGUACAGAUAAUGACACCAUACAAAGUUAAACGAAUACGCAGUACUAGAGGCAGAAUUUCUGACAGUCUUUUUUUGUCAGGAUGUCGACCACCCUGCAUCGCAUAUGAAGACACUGUUUGGGACAAAUCUCGCCUUACUACUGGUUGUCAUUUUUUUCCACAAAUGUUUUAGGGGUUAUCUUGUUUUUGGGGGCAAAGCAUGGCUUGCACAAUACCGCACAUUUGUAUUUUUCUACUUGCAGUUAUCUAGCAAUACUAAAAGAUUGAAAAAAAAAAA
Botrytis porri is the source of this 1258-nucleotide messenger RNA. RefSeq lists its product as uncharacterized. NCBI's taxonomy places the organism in Eukaryota, Fungi, Ascomycota, Leotiomycetes, Helotiales, Sclerotiniaceae. The record is from RefSeq and is a predicted model, not a curated record. The coding region runs from base 67 to 906 and encodes 279 amino acids. The transcript has 3 exons.